This is a messenger RNA of Sphaeramia orbicularis (orbiculate cardinalfish), 1968 nucleotides long. RefSeq names its product leptin a (gene lepa). The record is from RefSeq and is a predicted model, not a curated record. NCBI's taxonomy places the organism in Eukaryota, Metazoa, Chordata, Actinopteri, Kurtiformes, Apogonidae. The transcript has 2 exons. Gene Ontology annotation, biological process: signal transduction. Gene Ontology annotation, molecular function: hormone activity. Gene Ontology annotation, cellular component: extracellular region. Bases 631 to 1113 code for a protein of 160 amino acids.
CAUCCCUCCACUAUAAGAUAGACUGAUGGAGCCUAACUGUGGCAUACGAACAGACACCAGCCGAGGUAAGGUCAACUCUAAUCUCUAUCUCAAUGCUCAUCUCACAUACUUCACAUUUAAUUUCACUUCUGAGGAUCUUUCUUACACUGUAUUUAUCAGCAUCUCGGUGUUUUAGUUUGUGUGCCUGAUUGAUUUAUUUGUAAAAGUUGUGUAGUUAUGUCAGCGACAAGUGAGGUCAUUUUUUAAAAGAACUUUUUGUUGACUUAUGGACAGUCGUCAUGUAGCUCAGGUCAGUCUAGGCUUUUAUGAGUUUGCAUUUCCUUCUAUCUUGUCCAGAGUUGAUAAUAGUGUUAGUCAAAGUCUAUGAUCUUUGUACCUGUGACACAGUUAGAAAUUCACAGGUGUGUCUAUUACAAAUAUUUGCUGCAGUGAUCAAAUACUCUGUGUAAAUUACCGGAUGAUGACAAACAGAUAUGAACUCAUGCCUGCUGUCUAGGAGAGAUGACACAAUAUUGCAGUAAGUGAAAUCUAAAUAAAAGGAGAAAUCUCUGACCAUGUCUUUUGUGAUUCUUCUUCUAGGAACUACCAGCACUGCUUUUACUUCUGUCCAUCUGCAGAAAUACUAUAAAUAUGUACUACAGCGUGGCCAUGCUGAUCACCCUGCUCCAGGUUUUUACUGUGGGCUCAGCUGCUCCACUGUCAGCGGAAGUAGUAAAGAUGAAGUUAAAAGUCAAAAGGAUGGCUGAUCAGUUGGUGGGGAGGAUAAACAACAUUGAGGUGCCUUCUGGCCUGACCAUCAGUCCCUCAACUGAUGACUCCUAUGGACUUUCCUCUGUGGUUAUGGUCUUGGAGGGAUACAAUAGCCUGAUUUCAGACACCUUUAACGGAGUCCCUCAGGUGAAGUCUGACAUUUCGUCACUGACUGGUUACCUGAAACUGUGGAGCCAGGGUCACUGCAGCGAGCAGCGGCUGAAGCCCUCGGUGCCUGGGCCGCUGCAGGAGCUGCAGAGCCGAAAACAGUUCAUUCACACUGUGGGCAUGGAGGCUCUCAUGAGGGUCAAGGAGUACCUCAGUCAGCUAAUGAAAAACCUGGACCAUCUCGAGACUUGCUGAUAGACUUGACAAUGAAUCUGAUGUUUGAAAGCUUUGGGCCAAACUUUCUGAAAGGAUUUGUGAAGUCUGCAUCAGGGAUGUCUGACUUUGCACUUCUCGUUUGGCCACGUUGAACUAUUUUAUUGUUUCGAAGCAAUUUUAUUCUUGAAUAUUUACUUAUUUAUAUACGUAUUUAUUUAUAUAUUUGCAUAAUAUGUAUUUGGUAGCAAAAAUGGCCUUUUAAUUGGGGUGUUUGAAACAACUGUGAUUUAUGCAGGACUUUUAUAUGUAAUAUGAACUCAUAAAUGUAUGUGUUCAUACAUUGUUUUGACACCACUAUAUCAACAAAAAUCUCAGCAAAAUGUGCAACUCUGUAUCAGCAGUCAGCUGUGUUAACUGACUGCAGCUUAAGCAAACGUCAGUGUGUGAUGACGUCAGAUUUCCGGAAAACAGGCUGAAACCUGCCAAAAAUAGCAGAAGUAUUUCUUAAGAAAACUUGAAAAAAGGAGGAAAAGGAAAACCACAGAGGCCACUUGUCACUUUCUGUGCAAUAUCACCCACUUUUUAAAAACAAUCCAUUUGUAUCUGUUGACCUGAUAUUUGAUAUGAUAUUUUGUAUAUUUUUGUACAAUAUUUUUUACAAUGUUUGGAUUUCUAACUAUGAAUAAAUAUUUCAGUCAAACUUUUUUUUGGUAAUAUGUGAGUUUUCUUAUGUACUGUAUAAAGAUCAAAUGUGAAAAGGCACGUAGUUCCUGCUAAUGUAUAAUAUGGUUGUGGGUGUUUAUCUCAGUACAUUCAGGGGUCAUGAGUGGGAUGUGUUUAUCUAGUGUCAUCUGCUUAUCAUUAACUUGUGUUAAAACAUCUGCUUUUAUAUUA